UGGCUCAGAGCUAGCUGGCCUCAACUGCCCUCGUUCCCCGCUCUGAGCAGGCAUGGCUGAUGCCACAAGGAGGCCCCGACGUCGCCUGAGGCUAGGUUUGGCCACAGUCGCCCUGACCUCCUUCAAUGCCUUCACGUUCCUUUCAGUCUUUCAGGGCGAUUCGGGCAGGGAAAGCUCGGCUCCUCAUCGCCGAGACCUGAUUUGGGGCCUGGGAGCUGGUCUUCUUGGAGUUGAGGCAGCCCCGAGGGAGGCUGAUGCCUACAUGCAGAGGAAAGUGGCGUACCCGCCCAUCAACAGGAACGAUCCGGACCGAUGUAAGUUUAAAACUUCCAACAUUGCCCAGGCAAAUGCGCAGAGGGAGAAGUAUUUGGAUUUGCGAGAGUGCAAGAUGGCAGGCGGAAAAGCUGUGGGUGACGACAUUGCAGGAGCUCUGAUGAACAGGGGCGACUUCACCAAUGCUAAUUUUGAGAAUGCGAUCAUGACCAAGGUUGUUGCGGAAGAUGCCAACUUCGAGGGCGCGAGCUUCAAAAAUGCGGUGGCGGAUCGAGUGGAGUUCAAAGGCGCCAAUUUCAAGAAUGCCAUUUUCAGGAAUUGUCUUCUCACUUCGUCAGAUUUCACGGACGUUAACAUCGAGAACGCAGACUUCACAGAUGCAUUCCUGGACAUUCAAAGCGUGAAGAUCCUGUGCAACAACCCGACUAUGAAAGGUACUAACCCAGUCACUGGGGCAGACACCUUUCUGAGUGCCGGAUGCGACAUUGCUGAUGCAGGGUCCUAUAAUAAUAUGAGAUGAUUUCCACAGUGCGGUGGGCAGUUGGGGGUGGGGG
Messenger RNA from Effrenium voratum, 827 nucleotides. The record is from the annotation of a GenBank genome assembly. NCBI's taxonomy places the organism in Eukaryota, Dinophyceae, Suessiales, Symbiodiniaceae.